UUACACAAUGCGCUUCUUCAACAUCACCGAUCGAGUUCCGAUAGAGAGACAUCGGACCUCCAAGAAGCGCUUCCCAGCGCCGUCCUUCAAAUGGGGGCUCAUCGAAGCAUCCUCGUGUGUAAAGGACGAUGUCGGCCAACGUCAGAUCCUCUUCCGGCCUCAUCCAAUCUUUAGAAUCAAAGACGCUGCCAUGCUCGAAAUUUUGGAGCUCUACAAGUCGUUCCUGACCUACAAAGAGCCUCUGCAUGAAGUUCGCAAAAGCCUCUGUCCGGUGUGCUGUGAGACCUUCGAUAUCAACAGCGAUGCAGAGAGGCACCGUAAAACUCGGGAACACAUAAUCAGGUUCGCCAAAUUGCAAUCGAGCGACGUCGACGAUAUGUGUUAAUCGUCGAGCCUUCAAUAGCUCUCCGAGCGUCAAGUCUCGCCGUCGAGGGUUUGUAAUGAGAUGCGGACUUGCUCCGAAGACUGAGCUGACAUGUCCGUAUCGAGCUCUGGAAACAGCGACACGUAUGGCUGAGAUUAUACCGAGACAGGAGAGCCUCCAUUGUCAUAGACACUCAGUCGUAUCUCGUUCGUCUUGUAUCCAUUGGUGCUGGAACGAGUCGUGUCCGACGUUUAAAGAAAAAGAUCGGAGAACGCCUCAUCAUAGUGUCCCUUCCAUGUAGGUAUGCUCUAAAAAUAAACACGAUCAUUGUCGAUUUCU
Messenger RNA from Galendromus occidentalis (western predatory mite), 703 nucleotides. RefSeq lists its product as uncharacterized. Lineage: Eukaryota; Metazoa; Arthropoda; Arachnida; Mesostigmata; Phytoseiidae. The transcript has 3 exons. The coding region runs from base 8 to 385 and encodes 125 amino acids. The record is from RefSeq and is a predicted model, not a curated record.